Messenger RNA from Manihot esculenta (cassava), 2366 nucleotides. RefSeq lists its product as uncharacterized. Lineage: Eukaryota; Viridiplantae; Streptophyta; Magnoliopsida; Malpighiales; Euphorbiaceae. The transcript has 7 exons. Gene Ontology annotation, molecular function: phosphoprotein phosphatase activity. The record is from RefSeq and is a predicted model, not a curated record. The coding region runs from base 387 to 1952 and encodes 521 amino acids.
CGACGCUUGCGAGCCUAAAACAUCUCUCCGGCCUUCCAUCUUCUCCCACUGCCACUUGCUCUUCCCCAAACGAGAAACUCUCAUUUUCUCUUUUGCUCCUCCCUUCUCGUCAAACUGCUCUCUCGUCGGCUUUCUCUCUCCGGUUGCAUCUCAGGUUUUUCAACUAAUAGACUUGACGUUAUGUAUCUCGUAUACGCUUAGUGCUUCUGUAAUGCCUUAACAAAAGGGUAUAUAUACAACUUAAACUUGAUUGGAAGAGGACGCAAGGGUUAAUUUUAGUUUAGUGCAUGACCUUGAAUUCAGUUCUGAUGAGAAUUGAAGAGUGAAAGGAAAUUUCCUGAGUGAGAUGCAGCAUUUGUUCAAUAAUAGGCAUAAAUUCCAAAGAAAUGAUAGUUUUGACUACUGAUGAGAUGACAUCAUAUAAUGCAGAAACAAGAUCAUGUAAGGAUGAGAAGGAAAGAAAGAGCUCUAGUGAGACGUUUGGUCAUUUGAGUGAGGUUGAUGUUUUAGAUUGUGAUUAUUCACAUAAAUCUUGUUCAAUGGGAACUACACCCUUGGAUGGAGAUAUAGGUGGAGAUCAUCCUAUCAACAAUAAUUUAGGGUCAGAUGUCGCAGAAUGUAAUUUGGAAUCAAAUGUUUCUCAAAUAGAGGAAAAGAAAAGGGAUAAGAAAAAGAAAAGGCCACAAACUGAGCAGAAUGGCCAGAUAGACUGUCUGGGGGUUUGCACUGCAGUAAAGCUGGGAGAAAAUGUUUUAAUAUCUAACAACCAAAAUGAUUCCCUGAGUCCAAAUACUAGUUUGGUAGAGGAUCAUGAUAACAAAAUUGAUGCUGAUCCUGUUUCAGUUGAAAAGGGAGAUGUUAAAAUUUAUCAGAUAAAGGGGAAAUCAAGACCCAAUCGCAGGAAAAGAUGGAACUCCUUUGACUCUGAAGAAAAUGCAGAAUCCAAUGUGGGGGAUAGACAAACUUCAACAAAUUCAAAUGAAGUGAGUUCAUUUGAGCUCUCAGAGAAUGAGAUUGGAAGAGUACAACCUGGGGAAUAUGUUACUUCUGUUAAGGUUGUGGAAAAUGUUUUGACAGAGAAAACCUCUUCCAACCCUUCAAAUGGUGACCUUACAUGUGCAGGAGGAAAGGAAAUAACUGAGAAAGAGAAGGAUGUGGAUUUAGAUCCUCCUCUAAAGGAGGGAAAUCUUCCUCAAGUAUCACUCUCUUCUCUACAAGGACUACACUUUAGAGGUGCCAAUAAAAAGCUUCUUAUCCUUGAUGUUAAUGGACUUCUAGCUGAUAUUGUUCCUUAUUGUUAUGAUGAAUACAAGGCUGACAUUGUAAUAUCCAGGAAAUCAGUUAUUUUGUCUUUUCCAGUUUUCAAGAGGCCCUUCUGUGAUAAUUUUAUGCAGUUUUGCUUUGAGAAGUUUAAUGUUGGUGUUUGGUCAUCUAGAACCAAGAAAAAUGUGGAUAUGGUGAUUGAUUUUCUCAUGGGAGAUUCUAGACGUAAGUUGCUAUUUUCUUGGCAUCAAUCCCACUGUACUGAUACCGGAUUCACCACUGUUGAGAAUAGCAACAAACCCCUGCUCUUGAAGGAAUUAAAAAAACUGUGGGACAAACUUGAGCCUGAUCUUCCAUGGAAUAAGGGGGAAUAUAAUGAAUCUAAUACGUUAUUGUUGGAUGAUUCACCAUACAAGGCCUUGCGCAAUCCAGCACACACUGCUGUGUUUCCCCUUUCAUAUCGGUACAAGAAUUCUGGAGAUACCUCAUUAGGACCUGGAGGUGACCUUAGGGUAUAUCUUGAACGAUUAGCUGAGGCUCAGAACGUUCAGGAAUUUGUUGCACAAAAUCUAUUUGGUCAGCGACCCAUUACAGAGUCAAAUCCUUCAUGGGGUUUCUAUCGGAGGAUCUUAAUUGCUGACUCGUGCCAAUCACAAGAUGUUGCUAGCAGUUCUGUCAUUCCACAAUAGCUGCAGAAUACUUGUGACUGUUUUUUGGCCCCCCAGUGAUGUAACUCAACUUCUAAGUGGUGCACUAUUGUUGUGGAAUGCUGAUGCGUAGGUUCAGUUGCAUGAAAAAGAUUUCCAGGAAAACCCAGAAACUUUUUUCAGGCUAAGGAAACCCAGGAAAAUCGGGAUUGUUGUUUGUAAUCUUUUUUGAUAACCGUGCAGAAUAGUGAUAUGAUUUUCAUCAACCUUCAGAUUAUCAACUUUUUGUUCCCUGUCCUCUAGGCCAUUAAUCUUUUAAUUUUUAUUUUUCUGCUCAAGAAUAACGAUUCUAUGUUGGCAAUUGUGAGGCCUCAGGCAUGAUGUAAUAGAGAUUAUUUUGUUGACUAAUCCCAACACAAAGACAAUAAGAAGAUGAAAAAAAUACUAUUAGCUGCA